Molecule: messenger RNA, 3003 nt
Organism: Symbiodinium natans
Lineage: Eukaryota; Dinophyceae; Suessiales; Symbiodiniaceae
Source: the annotation of a GenBank genome assembly
AUGCCAGACGAGCUCACAUGCCUACUUCCCAUCUGCAGGUUGCACGAGGGCACAUCUCCACGCCUCUUCAUCCUUGAGCACACAGAUGGGGCAGGGCACCGGAUGAAGUCUGUCCUGGAAGCCAUUGCCAUUUCGUGGAGGAACAAGUUUAACUUCGGCGGUCUCGUUGGCCAGCUGUGGCCCCUUACAGACCAGCACAUCAACAUCCGCGUGGUGGUGGAUGCCGUCUUCGGGCCAGGGGCAACGCAGCAGCUUUACAUUUACAACAUCAGCAACAAACCACGUCUGCAGGGCAAGUUCAACGACGUCCGAGCUCUGGAGGCAAAGGCGAAUCAGGUGCCACCAUCUGCGGCUGUCUUUUGCCAUGCCGUGAAUGAGUGGGGCUACGACCGCAGCGUGCCCACCAGUGACUAUUUCCCCGGCUGGCUGAGAGAUCAGAUGCGUAAACACCUGGAUUUGCAGCCGUUGGCCUUUGCCGACGGCAAGAUCUCUGUCGUGAUGCACCUGCGGCGAGCAGACUUGGAAAGGAGUGACACCCGUGCCACUCCCGAUUCGUACUACUACGGGCUUGCAAAGGAAAUAGAGAAGCUGCUGCCGCCGGAAGAUCUGGAUUUUCAUGUCUGGAGUUCCCCCAAGAACAUACCUGCUUUCGACUACCAUUUCUGGAAAUCGGAGGACUUCGAUGGGUACCGGCAGCGUGGCAUGACUGUGCAUUUGGACGAGAAAAUCGACGACAACGACGACAUGCUAAAGGCAUGGGUCCACAUGUCAAGGGCAGACAUCUUCAUCAUGUCUCAAAGUUCCUUCUCGAUGGUUCCGGCAUACAUGAACACCAACUGCGUGAUCUUCCCGUCCAACAUCGACUCACCUCUGGAGAACUGGGUCAAUGGGAAGGAUCCGCAGCGAAGCAGCUACCGAGCUGAGCUGGCCAAGUGUGUGGAGCGUGUCAAGACGGCGAGGAAGCCCGCCAAAGCAGCUGAGACGAGUUUGAGUUCCCAGCAAGCAGCAAGCCCACCGACGUGCAAGCUGCAGGUUUGCAAUAUGCGUGACCCAUCAGCGCCCAAGCUCUACAUCCUUGAACACACAGAUGGCGCAGGGCACAGGAUGAAGUCUCUCAUGGAAGCCAUUGCUAUCUCAUGGAAGAACAAGUUAAACUUCGGAGGUCUCGUUGGCCAACUGCAGCCUCUCACAGAUCAGCACAUCAACUUCCGCGUGGUGGUGGAUGCAGUUUUUGGGCCAGAUGCUUCCAAGAACUUCUUCAUCCACAACAUCAGCAGCAAGCCGAAAUUCACGGAAGUCCAAAGUGCACGUGAGCUGGAAGGGAAGCUUUCCAGCUUCCAGCCUGGAGAGCUGUUGUACUGCCACGCUGUGAAUGAGUGGCCACGGGGCUACGACCGCAGCGUGCCCACCAGUGACUUUUUCCCCGGCUGGCUGAGAGAUCAGAUGCGUAAACACCUGGAUUUGCAGCCGGUGGCCUUUGCCGACGGCAAGAUCUCUGUCGUGAUGCACCUGCGGCGAGCAGACUUGGAAAGGAGUGACACCCGUGCCACUCCCGAUUCGUACUACUACGGGCUUGCAAAGGAAAUAGAGAAGCUGCUGCCGCCGGAAGAUCUGGAUUUUCAUGUCUGGAGUUCCCCCAAGAACAUACCUGCUUUCGACUACCAUUUCUGGAAAUCGGAGGACUUCGAUGGGUACCGGCAGCGUGGCAUGACUGUGCAUUUGGACGAGAAAAUCGACGACAACGACGACAUGCUAAAGGCAUGGGUCCACAUGUCAAGGGCAGACAUCUUCAUAAUGUCUCAAAGUUCCUUCUCGAUGGUUCCGGCAUACAUGAACACCAACUGCGUGAUCUUCCCGUCCAACAUCGACUCACCUCUGGAGAACUGGGUCAAUGGGAAGGAUCCGCAGCGAAGCAGCUACCGAGCUGAGCUGGCCAAGUGUGUGGAGCGUGUCAAGACGGCGAGGAAGCCCGCCAAAGCAGCUGAGACGAGUUUGAGUUCCCAGCAAGCAGCAAGCCCACCGACGUGCAAGCUGCAGGUUUGCAACAUGCGUGACCCAUCAGCGCCCAAGCUCUACAUCCUUGAACACACAGAUGGCGCAGGGCACAGGAUGAAGUCCCUCAUGGAAGCCAUUGCUAUCUCAUGGAAGAACAAGUUAAACUUCGGAGGUCUCGUUGGCCAGCUGCAGCCUCUCACAGAUCAGCACAUCAACUUCCGCGUGGUGGUGGAUGCAGUUUUUGGGCCAGAUGCUUCCAAGAACUUCUUCAUCCACAACAUCAGCAGCAAGCCGAAAUUCACGGAAGUCCAAAGUGCACGUGAGCUGGAAGGGAAGCUUUCCAGCUUCCAGCCUGGAGAGCUGUUGUACUGCCACGCUGUGAAUGAGUGGCCACGGCAGAUGGAGCGAGGAACGAUAAGGGGCUACGACCGCAGCGUGCCCACCAGUGACUAUUUCCCCGGCUGGCUGAGAGAUCAGAUGCGUAAACACCUGGAUUUGCAGCCGGUGGCCUUUGCCGACGGCAAGAUCUCUGUCGUGAUGCACCUGCGGCGAGCAGACUUGGAAAGGAGUGACACCCGUGCCACUCCCGAUUCGUACUACUACGGGCUUGCAAAGGAAAUAGAGAAGCUGCUGCCGCCGGAAGAUCUGGAUUUUCAUGUCUGGAGUUCCCCCAAGAACAUACCUGCUUUCGACUACCAUUUCUGGAAAUCGGAGGACUUCGAUGGGUACCGGCAGCGUGGCAUGACUGUGCAUUUGGACGAGAAAAUCGACGACAACGACGACAUGCUAAAGGCAUGGGUCCACAUGUCAAGGGCAGACAUCUUCAUAAUGUCUCAAAGUUCCUUCUCGAUGGUUCCGGCAUACAUGAACACCAACUGCGUGAUCUUCCCGUCCAACAUCGACUCACCUCUGGAGAACUGGGUCAAUGGGAAGGAUCCGCACCGAAGCAGCUACCGAGCUGAGCUGGCCAAGUGUGUGGAGCGUGCCAGAAAGGGGAGUCUGCAGUAG